AUGAAACUCGAUGAAUACUCCAUGAAUAAAUUAUGGGAUCUUAUGACAAUGAUCUUUAAAUGGCAAUUAUCUGCAGCAACGAAUCAAAAUAUUUUUGAUAUCAGCCGCAGACAUUUGAGAAGUGUUGCCCUGCUAAUGCCUCAUUUUUUCCCUAAAAAUAUUAUUGAGGAUAUGAUGGGAAGAUUUGAAAAGUUAAAAAAUAGAAUGACAGAUGACGAUUAUAAGAGUCUUUAUAACACCUUAAUUGCAUGGUUUUCCGAAUAUCAUACAAAAAUAUCUGUGCUGAUGAGACUUGGUUUUCAAAAUAAAGACGGAACUUUCAGCUCACCCUCUACAAUAAAUACAAAUGUAUUAAACAAUCUAGGAGAAAAUAUUUACAAAUAUGAUAAGAAAAAGAAUCCAAUAGAAGAAUAUGAAAGCAGGAGUGCUGACACAAAUGAAAUAAACUGUCUUUUGGCAUCAAUAGAAAAGGUCUACUCUACUAAUAGAGUUGAACUAAAGUUACCAUUCAAACUUGGCAAUAAAAAUUCAAAGAAAAAAGUUCUAGAAAUAGCAAGGGAUUUCCAAUAUGAAACUAUCGAUACUAGUAUUAAAAUAAAAAAUGCUGAUCUCACAUUUAUUGCCGAUAUUCCAAAAACUCCUCAAGAAGAUCUUUUAGAAAUGUUGGGAAAAGAAACUGAUUCAGUUUGA
Arctia plantaginis is the source of this 690-nucleotide messenger RNA. Lineage: Eukaryota; Metazoa; Arthropoda; Insecta; Lepidoptera; Erebidae. The record is from the annotation of a GenBank genome assembly.